AUGGCGUCGACGAAACAGCCUCCAUGGCAACAGCCACCCGCCCCGAAGAAGGACGUAGGGACCCCGCCAUUGAACAUUUACAACUCCUUGACAAGGUCGAAAGUGCCAUUCGUUCCCGUGGAUCUGGAAGGGAAGAAGGUCACUUGGUACGCGUGCGGGCCAACGGUUUAUGAUGAUGCACAUUUAGGACAUGCGCGCAACUAUGUGACGACGGAUAUCAUUCGGCGCAUCAUGAAGGACUUCUUCAAAUUUGAUCUGAAGUUUGUUAUGAAUAUCACUGAUGUCGAUGACAAGAUCAUUCUGCGCGGACGACAGAGACAUCUCCUACAAGAGUUUAAAGCGAAACAUCCUACCUUAGACCAGGCCCUCCUAGAUGCCACGAAAGACGCACUCGACACAUACACCGCGAAGAAUCUCCCUCUUUUACCGGAGAACCUCGCACCGGAUCAAUAUCAGGAAGCGGUUGUGACGCAUUAUGGAGGAGUAUUGGAAGGGAAGGCUCUUGCCGACGACGGAAGCCCGCCCGGAGACAAGGAGGCGAAGUUGAAGAUGCACCUCAAGACCGUCACGUCUGCCUCGGUGGCACUUAGGAUCGCUAUGGAAGACCCCAGUGCCAUGGUGGUGGGCGAUUUCUAUGCGCAGACCGACGACACCUUGCUGCUGUAUCUGGACAAGCUCUCCGGAGCCUUGAUCGACGCCAGCGACCACUCCAUCUUCACCAAGCUGACCCAAGAAUAUGAGCGACGCUUCUUCGAGGACGUCGGUGCGCUGAACGUGCUGCCUCCGGACGUCCUGACACGAGUGACCGAGUACGGCGACGACAUCGUCAAGUUCGUCGAGAAGAUCGUGGACAACGGAUUCGCCUACGUCACCACCGACGGGAGCGUGUACUUCGACAUCGCCGCGUUCGAGAAAGCCGGGAACUCGUACGCGAGGCUGGAGCCGUGGAAUCGCGGCGACAAGGAUCUGCAGGCAGACGGCGAAGGGGCGCUGAGCAACACGAACGCAACGAAGCGAUCGGAGGCCGACUUCGCGCUGUGGAAGGCCUCGAAACCGGGGGAGCCGUCGUGGAAAAGCCCGUGGGGUUCGGGCCGGCCGGGUUGGCAUAUCGAGUGCUCGGCGAUGGCGUCGGACGUGAUCGGGGAGCGGAUGGAUAUCCAUUCGGGAGGGAUCGACCUCGCGUUUCCUCACCACGACAAUGAAAUCGCGCAGAGCGAGGCGCAUUGGGCGAAGGAUGCGGUGGACAGCUGCAGGAAGCCGAAUCAUCAGUGGGUGAACUACUUCAUGCACAUGGGGCAUCUGUCGAUUCAGGGGUCGAAGAUGUCGAAAUCCUUGAAGAACUUCACCACGAUCCGCGAGGCGUUGAGCAAAGGAGAGUGGACCCCGCGUUCAUUGCGGAUUGUUUUCCUGCUGGGGAAUUGGAAGGAUGGGAUCGAGAUCACGGAAGACCUGGUGAAACAGGGCCAGGCGUGGGAAGAGAAGGCCACGAAUUUCUUCCUGAAGGCGGUGGACAUUCAACAUCAUAUGCAGGGAUCCCAGAGCAAGGCGGAGGGUGCGGACAGCGCCGUUGAUCAAGAGGGGAGCGCACUCCAAGAGAAGAUCAAAACCGUCCGUCAAGAGGUCUACUCCGCACUUUGCGACUCUUUCAACACGCCGCAAGCAAUGCGCGUUCUCUCCGAACUGAUCACAGACGUCAACACCGCCCUCACCUCCCCCUCACCCCCCUCCCAGUCUGACAUCCUCGCCGUCGCCCGCUACGUCACCGAAAUCACCAACAUCUUCGGCCUCAACCCCCAAUCCAACUCAACCGACGCCAUCGGCUGGGAAGGGAUCACAAUCCCCGCCCCCGCCAUCCCCUUCAUCUAUCCUCUCUCCUCCCUCCGCGACUCUGUCCGCACCUCCGCCCUCUCCGGCACCCCCACCACCACCCUCUCCACCCUCGUCUCCACUUCCCGCGACCAACACCCCGACGCCACCGCCAAACUGCAACCUGCCGCCUCCCUCCCCUACGCAGAAGCCUCCUCCCAAUUCCACGACGCCGUCGCCGCCCUCGCCGCGUCCUCCGCCCCCGCGAAAGACGUCCUCGCCCUCUGCGACCGCCUCCGCGACGCCACGCUCUGGGACCUCGGCAUCUACCUCGAGGACCGCGACGGGCAGCCGGCACUGGUGCGACCGCUGAACGCGGAGCUGCGAGCGCAGCGAGCGAGCAAGGCGGCGGCGGGGGAAGCGAAGUUGGCGGCGAAGGCGCGGAGAGAAGCGGAGGCGGAGGCGAAAAAACGAGCGAUAGAGGAGAAGGCGCGGGUGGAUCCGCGGGAGAUGUUUCGGAAUGCGGAGUGGAGUGAGUGGGAUAGGGAGGGGUUGCCGGUGAGGGAUGCGGAGGGAAAGGAGGUGAGUAAAGCGAGGGGGAAGAAGUUGAGGAAAGAGUGGGAGAGGCAGAGGGAGUUGCAUGAGGGGUGGUUGAAGGGGCGGGAGGGAAAGGGGGAGUAG
Messenger RNA from Eremomyces bilateralis CBS 781.70, 2487 nucleotides. RefSeq names its product cysteinyl-tRNA synthetase. The record is from RefSeq and is a predicted model, not a curated record. Bases 1 to 2487 code for a protein of 828 amino acids. Gene Ontology annotation, biological process: cysteinyl-tRNA aminoacylation. Gene Ontology annotation, molecular function: ATP binding; cysteine-tRNA ligase activity. Lineage: Eukaryota; Fungi; Ascomycota; Dothideomycetes; Eremomycetales; Eremomycetaceae. The transcript has 3 exons. Gene Ontology annotation, cellular component: cytoplasm.